Molecule: messenger RNA, 480 nt
Organism: Exophiala bonariae
Lineage: Eukaryota; Fungi; Ascomycota; Eurotiomycetes; Chaetothyriales; Herpotrichiellaceae
Exons: 1
Coding region: 1-480 (159 amino acids)
Source: RefSeq, a predicted model, not a curated record
AUGGCAGCACCACCAUACAUUCCCAAGCGACAGCCAAAUGGACCCCUGGGCUUCCUCAAUUACCCUCCAGAGAUCAUGAACAACAUCUAUCAACACCUUCUAGUUGACCACGAUCAAGUGUUGGCCCUCCUUUGCUCAACAAAUGCCAGGCUCCGCCAACUCAAUCUCAAACGUCGCAUCCAUAAGUUGAAUCAACCCCAAGAUCAAGUCGAGUGGUCUCACCUGUUCGAUUCACACUAUUACGUGGAUAGCACUGGGCUUUCGGCACAAUUCCUCCGUGUCUGCAAGAGAUUUUGGCUUGAAGGGUCUCCAGUCCUGUACGGCAACUUGACUAUUGCCAUGCGUCCUUCAAAUAGACCUGAUCCCUGCCACACGAAACAGUUCCCUAAGAACUCCCCGUACAUUCUGGCAUGGGCCAAAAAACUCAUACUCAAGAUCGACUUUUUGUCGGCUAUUCGCUACGCAGGUUGGACGGGAUAG